Molecule: messenger RNA, 558 nt
Organism: Capsicum annuum
Lineage: Eukaryota; Viridiplantae; Streptophyta; Magnoliopsida; Solanales; Solanaceae
Product: F-box/kelch-repeat protein At3g23880-like
Exons: 1
Coding region: 1-558 (185 amino acids)
Molecular function (GO): protein binding
Source: RefSeq, a predicted model, not a curated record
AUGGCCACCUGCGACAAUGUUGGGGCUUUUCUUGAAGACGUAGCAAAGGAGAUCCUAUUGAAUUUCCCAGUUAAGUCGUUGUUGCGAUUCAAAUGCGUCUGCAAAAAAUGGUGCGCUCUUAUAGAGGACCCCAAGUUCACAAUAGAACACUUGAAUUGUAGCAAGAAGAAGCCUCAACAAUUCUUGAUUUAUGAUUGUGGUGCAGCUGAUGAUGCCCCAGCUGUCACUGUGACUUCCGAUUAUGGUAUACCUUCUCCUUCACAGGGAGAUAAUUCCCAAAGAUUUGGAGUUAUUCUGAAACUCUUAGGUUGUGUUGAUGGCUUGUUUUUCAUGGAAAGAGAGAUUGAUAAAGGUAUUUUGUGUUCGCUGUGGAAUCCUGCUACCGGAGAGAUGAGACACCUCCCUGCUGCCUCAAUGGAGUUUCAACCAUUUGACGUAUAUCCUCGUCAUUUUGGGUUCGGAUUAGAUCCCAUGACUAAGGAUUAUAAAGUGGUUUACCAUUAUCACAGGGAUGGUCUACUCAUGUUCAAGGGAUUCAUGGAAAAUCUUCAAACAUGA